AUGUCCUGGCAGGUUGCAGUGUUUUUUGGUGGUCUGUCUAUCAAGAAGGAUGAAGAGGUGCUGAAGAAGAACUGCCCGCAUAUCGUCGUGGGGACUCCUGGCCGUAUCUUAGCCCUGGCUCGAAAUAAAAGCCUCAACCUCAAACACAUUAAACACUUCAUCUUGGAUGAGUGUGAUAAGAUGCUUGAACAGCUCGACAUGCGUCGGGAUGUCCAGGAAAUAUUUCGCAUGACCCCCCAUGAGAAGCAGGUCAUGAUGUUCAGUGCUACCUUGAGCAAAGAGAUCCGGCCAGUCUGCCGAAAGUUCAUGCAAGAUCCAAUGGAGAUCUUCGUGGAUGAUGAGACGAAGUUGACGCUGCAUGGAUUGCAGCAGUACUACGUGAAACUGAAGGACAACGAGAAGAACCGGAAGCUCUUUGACCUUUUAGAUGUCCUUGAGUUCAACCAGGUGGUAAUCUUUGUGAAGUCUGUGCAACGGUGCAUCGCCCUGGCCCAGCUUCUGGUGGAGCAGAAUUUCCCAGCCAUUGCCAUCCACCGUGGCAUGCCCCAGGAAGAGAGGCUUUCUCGGUAUCAGCAGUUUAAGGAUUUUCAACGGCGAAUUCUUGUGGCCACCAACCUGUUUGGUCGAGGCAUGGACAUUGAGCGGGUGAACAUCGCCUUCAACUAUGACAUGCCUGAGGAUUCUGACACAUACCUGCAUCGGGUGGCGAGAGCAGGCCGGUUUGGCACCAAGGGCUUAGCCAUCACAUUUGUGUCAGAUGAGAAUGAUGCCAAGAUUCUCAAUGAUGUGCAGGACCGCUUUGAGGUCAAUAUUAGUGAGCUGCCUGAUGAGAUAGACAUCUCCUCCUACAUUGAACAGACACGGUAGAGGACUCACCCAUUCUGGAAUUGGAUAGUCUUCAGGAGAGGACACCAGGCGUAGGGAUGGAGACACUACUGCCACCUGCCCCCGACAGCCCCCCCAUCCCUACCCUGAGGCUUCUUCCUUUUGCAUCACUAUCACUCCUAAACCUGUUCUGAUUUAUCAGGAUUUUUUUUAACAAAACUAAAAAUGAAACACAAAUGUGUCUCUGGAA
Molecule: messenger RNA, 1075 nt
Organism: Dipodomys ordii (Ord's kangaroo rat)
Lineage: Eukaryota; Metazoa; Chordata; Mammalia; Rodentia; Heteromyidae
Product: spliceosome RNA helicase DDX39B
Exons: 7
Coding region: 1-867 (288 amino acids)
Biological process (GO): mRNA export from nucleus; mRNA splicing, via spliceosome
Molecular function (GO): ATP binding; RNA helicase activity; RNA binding
Source: RefSeq, a predicted model, not a curated record